This is a messenger RNA of Camellia sinensis, 1806 nucleotides long. NCBI's taxonomy places the organism in Eukaryota, Viridiplantae, Streptophyta, Magnoliopsida, Ericales, Theaceae. The record is from RefSeq and is a predicted model, not a curated record.
UCAUAAGUUUUCUUAUCUUCUUGCAUAAAGUUUUCAAUAUUCUGUUCUAAUGUCUGUGCUGUUCUAUCUUUGCAGUUCUUCCUCAGCCUCCAAAGAACUUUCGCCAAUCUUUCUUCCCCAACAAGGAUUUGAAGAAGCUACUGAACCUUCCGAUUCACAAAUGGAAGGCGCCUUUGCUUCUCAACUUUAUCCCAACUUAUAAGUCAGCUCUGCCCGACGUCCCUAAGAGGAAGAAGAAAAGCCUUUCUCCACCUUCUGCUACAACUUCACAGACUGCGUCCACAUCUCAGACAGAUCAAGGGUCAACUUCCGAUCCAGCUGAUCAGCCAUCAACCUCGGCUCCAUACUUGAUUCCAAUAUCACAACGCUGCCGCCGCCGCCGCCGAAUAGUUUUUACUGCCGAGAUGGGUCGCCCAAAACCAAUUGCAAAAGAUCUCUUGGCCAGCAUCCCUUCUGAUGUUGAUGCACAACCAACACAAACCCUGCCUCCUCCAAAGCCAAAGCGAAUCAAGAAGGCUCAACCAAAGGCUAAGGUAACUCAGACUGAAUCUGUGGAUACUUUGCCGAUCUCCAAGUUGGCUGAGAGUGACAAAUCUCAACCCUCUGCUGGGAAGAGGCGCUCUGAAGCCCAGCCAUCAGAAUCCCCAAAAUCAAAAAAGCCGAGGUCAUCUUCUGUGACCACCUCGGGGUCUAAAAAGAAUGAUGCCCCCUAGGCUCCAAAAAUUACUCUGGAAGAUAAGCCAGUCAUGGCUAACGAUAGUGCUGAUGACAUCAACAUCGGCGUAGCCCUCAGUACUGCUCUGCUCCUCCCCGGCGAUCUUAAUCGAAACGCCGAAAUGAACGAGUACGAAAACUACGCUUUGAUGCUUCAACGUUCUGUUCAAGCCAUCCAGCAUGCCCAUUCUUUCUCUGUUCAAUCUUUCGAAAAUCGAGAGAAGUUGGCCGAGAUGAAGAAGAAGUUCUCUGCUCUUCAAAAACCCAACAAGAGUUUACAAUCAAAGAUGAAAAAGUUGGAGGACCAAGUCGAGGUUGCAAUCAAAGCCCAAACUAACGCUGAAGAGAAGGCUGAAUCUGCCGAAGCCAUCAGAAAGGUUUCUGAGUCCCAAAGAAAAGCGGCCGAGGAGAAGAUGGCCCAAGCCGAAAAAGAGCUUCAAGAAGCCUUGGCCACCAAAGAGGUUGAAAUCAAAGACGCCGACGAGAAGGCAUAUGCUCAAGGUAUGGCCGAUGUCAUGGAGGCUUAUGAAAUUCAAGUAAAGCAGGCAUGCAACAAGGGUUUCACCCUUGGUUGGAUGUCUCUUCUAAAGAAGCUUGAGGUCCCCGGGGACUCGCCACUUCGGAAAGCCGACGCCAUUCCUCUUUCGUUCCCUCCAACUCCUUCACCAACUUAAUCCGAUGACGAAUCUGAAUCUGAAGACAAGACCCUGGUGAGAAAACCCAAGGAAGCAACUAGGGCCAAGUCUCCUCCUCAAAAUGAGCAAGUCCUAGACUUGACUCAAGAUGAGGAGGAUGAGGAGGUUUGCAAAGAAGCUGCUCCUGAGAAAGCUUUAUCCGAUGUCUCCCUUGCCGACAAGAGUAUUGAUGAAACCUUGCAAGAAAUUGAUGCUGAGCUUGCGGCAGAAAAGGCGGCCGAGAUGGCUUCUCAACAGCCUUCCGAGGUCCAAACCCAGCCUGUUGUUGAUGUUGAGGAAUCUUAAUUUCAAUGUCUUUUCUUUUGUACUUUGUUUUUCUUUGUUUUUGAAACAAUGUAAGCCCUCCGUAUGGCCGAUGUGCCCUCUCUUUGUUGAAUGCUAAUACAACUUUCCUUCA